AUGCAAGAAGCCCUGGCUGCUUUGGAGGCAGGAGGCCAGCUGUUGGAUUUGGCGCCCGCGCGCCGCGUGCUCGUGGAUGUCGGGAGGUGGACUCGCUCCCCCUGCGUCGACCGUCCUGGCCCAGUGCAAGGCGCAGACCUGGAGAAAGGGGCACCUUCAGGGGUGGAGGAUCCGGCUGUUGGGUCCUCACUCAUCGCCCACAAUGCCCUGAUCAGCGCUACCGGCAAGAGUGGGGCGUGGGAGUGGGGCCUCUUGCUGUUCCAUCGCAUCCCAGCCUGGGAUCUCACCCCGGACGUGGUGUCCUACAACUCGGCCAUCGAUGCCUGCAGCCGUGCCGAAGAGUGGCAGAGGGCACUGCUGCUCCUGGGUCGGGCUGGAUCGUCCCAGGAGCGGAAUCUGCGGACUUACAACACCGCCAUCUCCGCUUUGGGAAGCCGAUGGAAGAUGGCUCUUGCCCUCUGGAGCGAGAUGAGCUUGAUGCUACUCUUGCCGGAUGUGAUCACGUUCAACGCCUGCAUCACUGCAUUUGGAGGUGCAGGCGAGUGGCAACAGGCACUGCUCCUUGGCUGGCUGUUGUCGCAACGGAAGAUUCCCGAAGGGUGA
This is a messenger RNA of Symbiodinium natans, 603 nucleotides long. The record is from the annotation of a GenBank genome assembly. NCBI's taxonomy places the organism in Eukaryota, Dinophyceae, Suessiales, Symbiodiniaceae.